Ilex paraguariensis (yerba mate) is the source of this 288-nucleotide messenger RNA. NCBI's taxonomy places the organism in Eukaryota, Viridiplantae, Streptophyta, Magnoliopsida, Aquifoliales, Aquifoliaceae. The record is from the annotation of a GenBank genome assembly.
AUGUGGUCAGCUGCUGCAUGUCUUGCUCAUUCGCUUCAAACCCCUUGUGAUAAGUACUGUGCUCGGUUACAUUAUUUGUUUGCUUCGGGCUAUCUCCUACAGCUGGGGCGUAUCUUGAGACUUGGGGCAGAUUUUCUAGGACCUCUACUUCUUGCUGUGGCUGAAAUAUGUUCAGAUUUUGAUCCUACUGUAUAUGUGGAACCUGCACUUUUGAAGCUAUUUCGCAAUUUGUGGUUCUAUGUCACUCUCUUUGGGUUAGCAACUCCAAUACAAAAAACUCUAUAUGUG